This is a messenger RNA of Linum tenue, 585 nucleotides long. Lineage: Eukaryota; Viridiplantae; Streptophyta; Magnoliopsida; Malpighiales; Linaceae. The record is from the annotation of a GenBank genome assembly.
AUGAGAGAGGAUGGCCGUGAAGCUGAACAAGACGAAGAAGACGACCCGUUGUGCCCGCCGAUUCCAUUCUCCACAGUGGAAGAGCGACAAUACUGUCGCCCGUGGAGAUCAGCUCUUGUAGUUAAGGUACUGGGACGGUCAACGUCGUAUACCGCCAUCUCCAAACGUUUGAACUCGAUCUGGGCUAAGGCUGGUGGUAUUCAGGUGACGUCAGCAAAGAAGGGCUACUUUCUAGUACGGUUCACAAGUGGUAUCGACUACGAACGUGCACUAACACGGGGUACUUGGAUGAUGGGAGAGAAUUACUUGACGAUGCAUAUAUGGGAUAGACACUUCAACCCAUAUGAACACGAAAUCUCAUCGACUCUAGUUUGGGCACGCCUUCUAGAGAUUCCGAUACACUUUUUUCAUCCUGAGGGUGUUAUGAAAAUUGGACGUCGAAUCGGGAAGCCGAUCAGGGUUGACCAGGCAACCCCUGCAGGUGCUCGAAGUGAUUAUGCUAGGGUGUGUGUUCAGGUAGACCUCACCAAGCCGCUCAUGUCGCAAUUUCGGAUUCACGGGAAAAAGUAUUUCAUACAAUAUUAG